UUGCAUUUUUUUUUUAAGUUCCAAAGAUAUGCAACACUGAGAAAUAUUUUACAUACAUAUGAAAAUAUCUUUUAAAGAUAUUUUUAGAAAUCUAAAGAAGACAUCUAUGUGUAACAUACUUUAAAAAAUUUUAAUUUUAUGUAUAUAAUUUUAUAAGAAUUUUAUAUUGUCUUUAAUAAUCCUUUAGAAUGUUUCUUAAACAUCCAAAAAUUAUCUAGUAAAAUAAAAAUCCGAGAGAUAUCUUUUUGUAUAAAAUUUUUCCAAUUAUUAAUCUGUCGUUCUAUCAUCGCAAAUGUAAACCAAUUGCAUCAGCAAGUUAUCCGUUGAAAACGGUAUUUGACGCCCGAUGACGUCAGCGAGCGCCCACACGGUAAUGGCGGUGGACGCACACAUGCAUGCCAUAUUUGACACAUAUGUGGGAUAAUCAAAUAAUGUAACUCGACGAUUUUUCCGGAGAGUUCUUAUCGGAGAUCGGAGGUGUUCUCGCUCGCAAAAGAGCAAAGGAGAAGGAGGAGGCGCGUUUCCGGCGUUACCGCUAUGUCCUCCGCGUCGUCGAACGACCCGCGUCCCGCCGCCGUAGUUCGGAUUCCCUGUGUUCGCGCCACCGUUCCACGAACUUACGGUUCGAGUCCACGUAAACAGCGUGCGCGACUGACGUCUGUCGCGCGAGGACUCUGAUUUCGUACAGGCGCUUAUCGCGCGCUUAUCGGUACCGACCAACCGAUCGCCAUCAUUUCCGUUUUGUCAGGAUGUUCAAGAAAUUUAAGGACAAGCUCGCGGAGGAGAUGAAGCAGUCGCCCGCGAGGCUGCAGGCGAGCGUACAGCAACUAGCACAGGCGGUGGUAUCGCCGGCCCUGUCCAACAGCUCCAUUCAAGAGGUAUCAGCGUCGAAUGACAAUUUCAGUCUGAUGGAGGAUGGAGAUGAAACUCCAAAGAAUACACCGGCAAAGCACAGUUUCCAGAGCGUCGACCUGAUGUCGCCGUCGCCGAAUCGUGUGGAAAUCUCGAGAAGAUCAUCGGUGAGCAGCGUCACUAGCGACGCGUCCUCGUUGUUCCCGAUGUAUGAGAGUCCACCGAAUUUAUAUCACCUACAGUCGGACAUGGAUCAGUCGGCUAGCGAGGUGGAUGACAACAUCAGUCCUCAUCUCGACAGAGUUACAAAGGACCAAUUGUACUCCGCCUAUCGAAAAGUGCAAACUAAAUAUCACAAGUAUCGCGGCAGGUACACGGAUCUAGCCACGCACUACCGCGAAUUGGACAAAGUAAAAACCAGGCUGGAGUCUGUACUGGUCGAGACGCAGGACAAGGUUCUAAGGAGAAUAGCCGACUUGAAGGAGCAAUGUCAAUUAGAGCAACAGGCGAAAGCACACUUAGAAGACGUGUUAAGAAACGACAUAGAGGAGAAAGAUCAUAUUAUAAAUACGUUAAAUACGAAGAUAAAAUUAUUACAAGCGACCGGACCUUCGUUAGAGAACUCUUUAGUAUCGGAGGACACUCAGCAAGAGAAUGCUAAGGUGAAUUUAAUCGAUUUGACGAAUGAAUCGUCGAGUGACGAGACCAACGCGCUGUCAAUAGAAAAUACUCAGUUGAAAGACAAGCUGAAAAAACUGGAAAGCCUCGUUUUGAAAUACAAGGAAUCCUUGAAGCGUAACAAGGAGAAAUUCACGGAAGUGAUGAAGGAGAAGAACACUUUGGAGACUGAUCAUGAGGCGUUGAAGAAUUCCACUGCCGAGAGAAUAAGCGCCGCAGAGGGUGAAUUGAGUGCGGCCCGUACCGAGAUUGAAAAACUAACCGAACAAAUUGACACUUUGCACAAACGUGAGGAGGAGUCUGCGAUUUCGUUAGCUGAGAAUAAACUUUUCGUGCAUCGGGAACUCGAAGGGAAAGAGGAGCAGAUUAAGCAACUGCGGAUCGACUUGAAGCACGCGACGGAAGAUAGGGAGGAAUUAAAGGAGACAGUGGCGAGAUACAAGGCUGAAUUGAGCGAACUCAAAUCCCUAAAUGCUGAUUCAAGUAUAGCUGCGGAUAAAGGCGCGACGGCGCACGACACGUCGAAAAACAAGACUGAAGCGGCGAAAUCUAUGCAGCAAGCGGGAACAAAACAUCACGAGGAAGUCGAUCGCAACAAAGAGGCGAGAACGGAGGACGAGAACAUACUGGAUGAAAUUAAGCUUCGUUUGAAGGAAAAAGAAGCCGAGUUGCGGGAACUGCAACAUAAAUUGAACGAAAUGGAGAAACAAAAUGUAGAAUACAGACAUAAUAGAGAAACGUUGCAAAACGAGCUGCUUGCUUACAAGGUCGCGCAUUCGGAUCUGAAAAAGGAAUAUGAUGCAUACAAAAUUAUCACGGAAGAGAAACAGAAGGACGCCGACUCGACGAUUGAGAAUCUCCAAGCAACCGUGCAAAGUGUCGACAAGGAAUUAGAGAACAUGAGAAACGCAUUGAUUGACAGGGAUCAGGUGUGCGAGAAUUAUAAUAAAAAGGUACAGCAGUACACAGUCAUGCUCGAUAAGGCCAAGCACAAGUUGACCGAACAAGAGACAGAAAUAAAAUCUCUGAACGAUAAAGUGGAGGAGUUUUCUGGGUUGCAAGAAAAAUUAGAGAAUAAGAAGACCGAAUUGAAUGCAAUGCGAAGUGAGUUCGAGCUUUGCACAUCUACGAUCGAUGACCUUAAAAAUAAGAUCCAGGCGGACAGUUCGGUUAUAAGUUUACUGAAGAAAGAGAGGAGCGAUUUGAUAAAUUGUCUUAUUUAUUGCAACGAUUACAUGCGGCGUUUGAAACAGGACUGUAUGGACGUUAAAAAUAUCAUCGCGGAAGAGUUCUUGCAUCAGAAGGCCAAGAUAUCGGAUGUGAACACAACUCUUGCCGUGUCGUUUGCGAAGCUCGAAGAAGAGAACGUAACGCUAAAGUCCGAAAUCGAUGGAUUGCGUACGAAAUUAAAGGAUUUAGAGCAACUUACGCUCAAAGAAGCGGAAUCGCAAUCGGAAUUAGCGCAAGUUAUUAGUCACAAGUCCAUAUUGGAAGCGGAAUUGAGAGAAAGUAAAGAACGAUUAAAGGAGAUGACACUGAAGAGUGACCAGUACGACGAGCUCAAUACGACGAAUAACAAAUUAAUAGCCGAAAUCGAUAAUCUAAAUUUUAAACUUCACGAUCUGGAAGCGACGUCGCAUAAGUUGAUCCAGUCGCAGGAAGAAGUGAGAGUUCUGCGAGAACGGCUGAGAACAUUGGAAAAUCUCGAGUCUGCAAAUCACGCGUUGUCUAUCGAAAUCGACGACUUAAGGGAAAAGCAUACGCAGGCCAGCCGUGCUUUCAAGGAAAUAGACGAAUUGAAUGUGAAGCUACGUGAGGCAACUGAUGUUAUUGACUCACUAAGAUCGGAGAGCAGCGGUCAGGAUGCGCUGCAGAAGGAGUUAUACGUUUCGAGAUCAGAAAUUUCUCGCUUAAAGGACGAUCUAGCUGAGAAGGAAAACAAGAUAAAGACUUGCGAAGAGAAACUAGCGAGCGAGGAGGAACAUGUCGCGCAUUUAAAAUCUACAUGCGACAGCCAUAUACAAACAAUUGAGGAGCACGUGAGGAAGUAUUUAAAUCUAGAAGCGGAGUACCAAGCGACGAGGGAGAAUCACGCGAGGGAAACUGCUGAAUUGAUGGAAAGCAACAAAACGCUGCAGGAAACGGUGAACGUCAAACUCGUGCAAUUGAAAAAGAUGAAGACUAUUAAAGAGCGGCAGGGUAAAACGAUCGAGGAGGUGAAGGCCGAACUUGAGGAAUCAAAGGCACGGCAAGCGGAAUUAUCCAGCAUGUUGGAGACCUCCGAGAACCAAAUAAAAUCGUUGAAAGUGGAAAACUCGCAGCUCGCGACGAUCAGCCUGGAGAAUAAGGAUCUGAAAGACAAAUAUAAUGAUCUCUUGAGCUGUAACCAGAAGCUCUGUGAAAACGACGAGAUUCUGAAACAGAAAAUCAUUAAUUACGAGAAGGAAAUUGAAGAAUUGCGUGGAACAGCCAAGAAUUACGUGGAAUCGUAUAAGUCCCAGCUGAACAGUCAGAGCGAGGAGGCAGAACGUUUGAGCAACGAAUUAAACAUCGUAAAUGCACAGCUCGAGCGUAAAGAUGCGGAACUGAAUUCACUAAAUGAGAGAUUGGUAAUAAGUAAGAAAGAAUCGCUAGAGAUUAAAAGGGAACUUGACGAGCGGAAUGCAGAGUUGAAGGACAAACUUUCCGAAUUGAAUGCAGCUGUGACGAACGGCAAUGUUACAAGGGAAGAAAACGAGCGGCUCUGCGCGGAGUUAAAAUCGCUAAGGGAUAAAGUUAAAGGAAUUAAAGACGUGGAGGAUAAAAACGCGAAGUUGAUGUCGGAGCUUAACGAUUUAAUUCAAAAGAGUUCCAACGCAGAAGCGAUAUGCUCGGAAAACAAUAUGCUGAUUGCUGAGCAGAAAGCUUUAAGAGACAAAAUUGCUGAAUUGGAGAGUGUAAAUUCUAACAGCAUAGAAUUGCAAACACAUGUAAAUAAUUUACAAUCUAAAGUGUCCAGUUUAGAUGCUUUACGGGCGGAAAACAAUAGACUGCAAUUGGAAGUCGACGCUUUGCAGUCCGGGAAGAGUUCGUUAACGGAGUCGGACGUCUUGAAAGAUUUACUGACGGCAAAGGAUGCAGAGAUCAAAUUGUUGGAAGAUAAAAUAUCCAACAUGUCGCAAGAGAUUGGGAAUUUAAGACGGUUCUCGCACGAAGUCGACGAAAGAAGGAAGGGCGCGGAUACGCUGAGAAAUUCGCUCGCGCAAUCAGAAGAAAAGAUUGCCAACCUGCAGUCGGAGAUUAAUUCUCUCAUUCAGACGAACGAUGCGCUACGGAAGGAACUAGAAACCGUCCGUAAUGACGCGAAGGAACCACUUGACAGCGGUAAGUUGCGCGAAGAAAAUAAGAGAUUAGAGGCGCAGCUCGACGAAGCGUUGAUUACAUUCCAAGCGAAGGAAACGCAAAUGCAACUGGCGAAUAACGAACUGAGGUCGCAAACUAAUCAAUUGAGGGAACAGCUGAAAACCAACGAGGAUGAGCAAGGAAUGAGACUGAAACAAUUAGUCAAAGAAUUCCAAGCUCAGCUGCAUGACAAAGAAGAGGAACUCCAAGCGGCGUUGGAGAAACGUUUCGAUCGCCAACACAAUUACGAAUCCAAUAUUGUUCAACAAUACAAGGAGCAAUUGAAAGAUUGCCAAAUAGAGCUGUCAGAGAAAUCAGAGCAGCUUGAGAGCCUUGUUCUAGAGAAGAAAGAUGAGGUAGCGGAGAAAGGAAAGGAUAUCGAUCGCUUAGUAGAAACAAUCGCACAGAUUAAGAGGGAACACGAAGACAACGUAAAAGAAUUGGAGAAAAAGUGGAAGGCCAUAAUUCAGCAAAAAAUCGAUAAUCUGCAAGCUAAGCAUGAGGAGGAAUUGAAUGAGUUAACAAAAGAAUGGCAAAACGAAAGAAAACCUGAUGCACAAACUGAUGCAAUUUCUAAGGAAUUAGAGAGCACUUCACGCGUGGCGAUGGCCGCGAUACAGACGAGUACCGGCUCGAUUCAUACUCUACAGCAGACCUUGACGUCUCAGAGGCGAGAACUCGCCGAGCUCAGAAAGUUGGUAAACUUGCGGCAUGAUACGUUAGAAGAUUCAACGGAGAUUGAAUAUCUCAGGAACAUUCUAUUCGAAUACAUGAUGGGAAGAGAGACGAUGGUGCUCGCCAGAGUAAUCGCCGCCGUCGUCAAGUUCGAUCAAGAACAGACCGCGAAGAUACUUAAGAAGGAGGAGGACAAGCUAACUUUGUUUGGCUCGCUUGGUCUCACGUAGUCCGAGAUGUAUAAUUUUUUUGUAUAGCAGAAUUCUAUAGGCAAUUGAUGCGUUUCUCUGCAGAGUAACCCUACGUUUCUACAGGCCGCUCGUGCCCGAGCUGUAUAUCUUCGGUUAAAUGUAAUAUGUUACAUAUAAUGAAGAAACCAAGAAUUUGUACAAAGUAGCUACAAUAUUUGCAGAUUUUUAUAAAUAUUAAUUUAACAGAAUGUUAUGGUGUGUGAUAAGGAUUAUAUAAUAUAGAAAUAUAAAUAAUGUAUAAAAUGUAUGCUUACCUGUGAUUUACGUCGCGUAAAAGAUAAAUCACAUGUGGUGAACGCGCGUUGGGAGUAUGUAUCUUCACGAUAAACGCUUUUUACGUUAAGAACGUGGCAAUGUCUCGUAAGUAUGUACAACAUACUAAUGUGCGUAUAUACAUAAUUGUAAUUAAUAAUGUAUAUUGCUAAUGAAUAUACUGUUUCAAAUAGUUUA
Molecule: messenger RNA, 6287 nt
Organism: Monomorium pharaonis (pharaoh ant)
Lineage: Eukaryota; Metazoa; Arthropoda; Insecta; Hymenoptera; Formicidae
Product: golgin subfamily A member 4
Exons: 8
Coding region: 750-5816 (1688 amino acids)
Biological process (GO): Golgi vesicle transport
Cellular component (GO): Golgi apparatus
Molecular function (GO): small GTPase binding
Source: RefSeq, a predicted model, not a curated record